AUGGCGGCCAAGUCGGACGGGAGCGGCUUCUCGCAGCUGCACAACCUGGACGAGGCCGCCGGGGCCCUGCGAGGAGGCGGCGGCGGCGGCGGCGGAGGGCGCGCUGGAAGCGGCGGCGGCUGCCUGGGGGCCGGGGCGCCGUCGUCGGAAGAGGAGGAGGAGGAGGAGGCCGGCGGCAGCAGCUCCAUGCACAUCUGCCACUGCUGCAACACCUCCUCCUGCUACUGGGGCUGCCGGAGCGCCUGCCUGCGGAGCCUGCUGGGCCGGGCCCGGGGCCGCCAAGGGCCCUCCGCUCCGCUGGCGCCGCCCGGGGAGCCCUCGGCGGCGGCGGGGCUGCAGCCGGGCUCCUCCUUGCCCUCCGGCCCCGGGGCCUCCUCCUCCGCCGCCGCCCGGCCCUGGCUGGACUGCCUCUGGAUCGUGCUGGCGCUGCUGGUGCUGCUGGGCGACGUGGGCACCGACCUCUGGCUGGCCCUCGACCACUACGCCCGCCGGGACUACCUCUGGUGCGGCCUCACCCUGGCCUUCGUCCUGCUGCCCUCCGUCCUGGUCCAGAUCCUCAGCUUCCGAUGGUUCGUCCAGGACUACACCGGCGGAGGGCUGGGGGCCGUCCAGGGCCUGACCAGCCGAGGGCCCCCCAUGAUGGGCUCCGCCGCCUCCGCCAGGAGCAGGGCCGCCGGAGCCCCGGCCCCUUCGGCCCAGCGCCUCUGCCGCCUCUCCGUCUGGAUCUGGCAGUCCGUCAUCCACCUGCUCCAGAUGGGACAGGUCUGGAGGUAUAUCCGAACCAUGUACCUGGGGAUCCAAAGCCAGAGACAAAAGGAACACCAGCGGCGCUUUUACUGGGCUAUGAUGUACGAGUAUGCAGACGUCAACAUGCUGCGUCUCUUGGAGACUUUCCUGGAGAGCGCCCCUCAAUUGGUGCUACAGCUCUGCAUAAUGAUCCAAAAGAACCGUGCAGAAACCUUACCAUGUGUGUCCUCUGUGGCCUCCCUGAUGUCCCUGGCUUGGGUGCUAGCCUCCUAUCACAAGCUUCUUCGGGACUCUAGGGAUGACAAGAAGAGCAUGAGCUACAGAGGGGCCCUUAUCCAUCUCUUCUGGCGCCUCUUCACCAUCUCAUCCAGAGUUAUCUCUUUUGCCCUCUUUGCUUCCAUCUUCCAGCUCUAUUUUGGGAUCUUUGUCGUGGUCCACUGGUGCGCCAUGGCCUUCUGGAUCAUCCAUGGUGGGACAGACUUCUGCAUGUCUAAAUGGGAGGAGAUUCUCUUCAACAUGGUGGUAGGGAUCGUGUACAUUUUUUGCUGGUUUAAUGUCAAGGAAGGGCGGACCCGAUACCGAAUGUUUGCCUAUUACACCGUAGUCUUGACAGAGAAUGCAGCCUUGACGCUCCUUUGGUAUUGGUACCGAGAUCCCGACACCACUGACUCCUACGCUGUGCCAGCACUUUGUUGUGUCUUUCUUAGCUUCGCUGCCGGGAUCGCGCUGAUGCUCUUGUAUUACGGCGUCCUGCAUCCCAUGGGGCCGAGAGCUAAGAUUUUUGCCAGCUCCUGUUGCGCCGAGUUGCUCUGGGGCAUUCCUUUGCCCCCUGACGUUGAACCCAUGGCUCCCCAGACCCCUGGGUACAGGGCGGCCCAGGUUACGCCAACCAGAGUGGCCACGGAGCAACAGGAGGAACUCACAGCUGACACUUGCUUGCCAGUUUUCCAAGUGAGAGCAAUGGUGCCAUCAACUCCGUCUGGGAGACCCUACCACCCAGAAGGCCCUCUCAUUAAGAUAGACAUCCCAAGAAAGAGGUACCCAGCUUGGGACGCCCAUUUUGUAGACAGGAGGUUGAGAAGGACUAUAAACAUUCUCCAGUAUGUCACUCCCACUGCUGUAGGAAUUAGGUACAGAGACGGACCUCUCUUGUAUGAAUUGCUACAGUAUGAAUCUUCACUUUAAAACCUCCUUUAAACACAAACACA
Molecule: messenger RNA, 1955 nt
Organism: Sceloporus undulatus (fence lizard)
Lineage: Eukaryota; Metazoa; Chordata; Lepidosauria; Squamata; Phrynosomatidae
Gene: XKR6
Product: XK related 6
Exons: 4
Coding region: 1-1932 (643 amino acids)
Biological process (GO): phosphatidylserine exposure on apoptotic cell surface; engulfment of apoptotic cell; apoptotic process involved in development
Cellular component (GO): plasma membrane
Source: RefSeq, a predicted model, not a curated record